AGCUAUGAAUCGGAAGCUAACUUCAGCGUGGUGUUGCAGUAGGGUAAUAUUUGCAGGCGUACACUGCUAGUUUUCGAGCAAUAGAAAACAAACCAGCUUUGUACAGUUUACUAUGCUUUAUGUCACCUAACGUCAAACGUAUGAUAAUUAACGUUAUAGAAAACGUUAGUUCUAAUGAAAGAUGUUGGUAUAUUACUAGCGAUACAGUAGUGGUGUUGUCAUGUAGUAUUGCGUAAGCUAUCAUUAUCUCGGAAUAGCUUUAGAGUAUUUUUAGCUAAAUUGCUAAUGUUAGAAGCUAUCGGUUCUGCUAGCUGGCGUUCACCGCAUUAGCAUUGUGUAAUAGUCAGGCAACGCGUUGACAGGUCGCAAACCGCGACAUUAUAUUUGACAUCAAAUAUAUAACUUGGGCGCUCCUGACUAAUGUUAAAGUAGGUGAUUUUAGAUUAUACACGCGCAUGUGUUUGAAUACUCCGCUUAACGUUAGCGUGUAACGUUAGCUAGCUCACACUGUUAGGCAAAAAUCAUUUGGGCCAUUUCACAACGUCGGAAAAAAGGAUGUGACAACAAUGGGUAAAGGUCGUUGCCAGCCGGUGUUGCUGCUUUGGCAGUGAAGUCAUGCAUCACUUCAAGUGUCCCUCAUUCAAGAGAAUCCCGUCCACCUUACAGGGGUGAGAAAUUACCGUCAGUGAAAUAUUUGGACGUGGUUACCUACAAAAUGCCUGGAAUCGUGGUGUUUGGUCGACGGUGGGGGAUCGCCAGUGACGACCUUGUUUUCCCCGGCUGCUUUGAACUGUUCCUCCGUGUGCUGUGGUGGAUUGGCACCAUGAUCCUGUUCACUUACCACAAGGGUAAUUUUGAUUGUAAUGGGAGAGGAGUUCUGCACAGCUAUCUGAUUGGACUGUUGGUUGUGCUCGGGCUCAUCAUCCUCUCACUCUGUGCUAUUGUUUACGUCAGUGCCCAAGGGACUAUUACAAACCCCGGCCCACGGCGCUCCAUCCCUGCACUGGUGUACCUGCGUGCACUCCUGUACAUCCCUGAGCUGGCGUGGGCCUGCCUGGGAGCUGUCUGGGUGUCUGAUGACAGCCAAGGCUGCGGCCGUGCGACAGUAGGUGCUGUCAUCGCAGCAGUGAUCGCCAGCUGGAUCAUCCUGUUGUUCACUGCUUUGGGCGUGGUAUUUGUGUUUGACCCACUGGGCAACCGCCAUCCUCAGCCUGCUGCCAUGGAGCCACUGGGAGUCCGAGACAUGGAGAGCAGCGAGGGCUCCCAGUUCCUAUCCACAGCUCGCUCCCUGGCCGUCAAGGUGUGGGAGAACAGGCUGCGGCUGCUGUGCUGUUGUCUGCCGCAGGACGAAAGCCACCGAGCAGCAUUCUCCAGCAUUGCACAGCUCGUCAGCGGAUUCUUCUCUGACACAGACCUCGUACCCAGUGACAUAGCAGCUGGUUUGGCUCUGCUGCACCAGGAGCAGGAUAAGAUGGAGCAAAGCAGAGACCCAGAAGUCAUAGUCCCUCACAGCCCUUCCUCUCCCAUCGGAGAAGAUUUGGAGACGGAGUUGGAGAAAGCAGCUCACUGUAUGCGGUUCGCUGCAGCAGCGUAUGGCUGGCCCUUGUACAUUUACUCCAACCCCCUUACAGGGCCCUGCAAACUCAGUGGAGACUGCUGUAGGAGUCGUGCGGCCGAGUAUGACAUCGUCGGGGGAGACCACCUCGGCUGUCAUUUUUCAUCCAUCCUGCACAGCACUGGUUUGCAGUACAGAGACUUCAUCCACGUCAGCUUCCACAACCAGAUCUAUGAGAUCCCCUUCUUCGUGGCUCUGGAUCAUAAGAGGGAGGCUGUUCUGGUGGCUGUCAGAGGAACACUGUCACUGAGGGAUGUCCUGACAGACCUGUCUGCUGAAUGUGAGAACCUGGCUAUUGAAGGAGUGUCUGGAGCCUGCUAUGCUCACAAGGGCAUGUCCCAGGCGGCGGGCUAUAUCUACAAGAAGUUGGUUAAUGAUGGCAUCCUGAACCAGGCUUUCUCCAUCGCACCGGAGUAUAAACUGGUCAUCACUGGCCACAGUCUGGGUGCUGGCACAGCUUCACUGCUAGCUAUCCUCUUGCGCAAUUCCUUCCCCACCCUGCAGUGCUACUCAUUCUCUCCACCAGGGGGACUCCUGAGUAAAUCUUUAGCUGAUUACUCCAAGGACUUUGUGGUCUCGGUUGUGCUGGGAAAGGACCUGGUUCCCAGAUUGAGCAUUCCCAAUAUGGUGGAUCUGAAAAAACGGAUCCUUAAAAUAGUUUCCAACUGCAAUAAGCCUAAGUACCGCAUCCUGCUGCGAGGAUGUUGGUACGAGCUCUUCGGAGGAGACCCAGAUGACUUCCCUACUGAGAUGGACGACAGGAGGGAGGAGGAGCUCAGCCAGCCACUGUUGGGGGAGGAGUCAUUGAUGAUUCGCCACUCAUCAUCCUAUCAGAGCCUGGCGUCAGAUGACUCGCCUGCCCACACAGCUGCACACUUACCUCUCUUCCUGCCUGGACGCGUUCUGCAUAUCACAGAAGAUGGGCCGUCACGGAGAUCCUGUUUUUCCCAGGUCCGCUACCGUGCAGACUGGUCCAAUGAAAUGGCGUUCAGGAGUGUUUUGAUCAGUCCCAGGAUGCUUGCAGAUCACAUGCCCGACGCUGUACUCCGAGCACUCUGCAGUCUGACCAGUGACAAGCCCUUCUCUCUCUGCCCGUCGUCUGUGAACAGUAGCCAGCAAAAUAAUAUCUGAAAAGUACCGUAGAGACGGACUCCUGAUGUCUGUGCUCCCAGACUCUACAGUAUUUUAAGCCCACUUUUGUUUGUAUGUAAUGUAUUUGAUUUUUACCACGCCUGAUCCUGGAAUAUUUCAAAUACUUCAUGCCCUUCAUUUACAUCUUGUUUGCAGGCUUGAUCCUAAAGCCCCUUUUCUAACGGGAGACAUUUGGACACAGUGGAUUGUAAUGGAAGACAUGAAACCGUAGAGAUUUACCUGUUGUGAUCUACAUGAAUGAACCGGAUUCGUUAACCCGUUGGAGCACACAUACUUUGUUAUAAUUGCACUUUUAAUUAUUUAAUUCAAAUGAUUUGUUUAAUUUCAAUCUGAGUUACUCCAUGAGCAACUUUAUGCCAUGAUAUUUGAAUGUGCAUUGUGUACAAUAUUUGACAGCGCUGCAGUUUUUCUGUAAGGUCAAUGUUCUACAUUUUUUGUUUGUGUGAGUGCUGUGUGGCUGGUAGAGGCUGCCCACUGGUCACUGAAAGGGUCAGAUGUUGUCUUCCUUCUGUGUGGGGAGGGCUGAUCCAGGAUGUGAGGAUAGAGGGGCCUGAAGCAUUCUGUCUUGAUUGUAUAGUGACUGUGGUUAGUCGGUCUUGUGUUUUAAUGUCUUAAGACAUCAGGGUGAACAGUGCCUAUGCAUUACAGGAAAAACGAGUCAACAGAAUUGCUUUACAGUGAUGAGUGCAGUGUUUGGUGUUUACAGUAAGUUAUUGUUUUUCCUGCAUUUUCUACAAUGCAGGUUGAAUAGUGCAUGGUGUUUGGCAAAAAAAAAAGAUAGAUAUAAGGGGUAGAAAGAUUGUACUUAACACAUUUUAAGGAAACCUGUUUACUUGCCAUGGAUAUUAGGUCUCUUGUUUUUUUUCAGGUAAUGUAUAAUAUUAAAGUUUGAGUCAACUGAUGCCUAAAUAACUAUUUCACAUCAUCAACAGAAUGCAUUGGACUCAUUGAUGCAAAUAAAAGCUUUUGUGAAGUACA
Molecule: messenger RNA, 3745 nt
Organism: Micropterus dolomieu (smallmouth bass)
Lineage: Eukaryota; Metazoa; Chordata; Actinopteri; Centrarchiformes; Centrarchidae
Gene: daglb
Product: diacylglycerol lipase, beta
Exons: 15
Coding region: 716-2746 (676 amino acids)
Biological process (GO): lipid metabolic process
Source: RefSeq, a predicted model, not a curated record